This is a messenger RNA of Dicentrarchus labrax (European seabass), 806 nucleotides long. RefSeq names its product motilin-like (gene mlnl). The record is from RefSeq and is a predicted model, not a curated record. The coding region runs from base 351 to 686 and encodes 111 amino acids. NCBI's taxonomy places the organism in Eukaryota, Metazoa, Chordata, Actinopteri, Moronidae. The transcript is spliced from 6 exons.
CAGAGGACCAACCUGAGGGAGCAGCAUGCCGAUCUCCUCCACCUCUUUGACGGCGAACAGCGCGUAGCCCGCCGCAUGCUCGAACAACACGUGCAACAGCACCUGCGGAAGGUAAAAGCAGUGGAAUAAGGAGCGAGCUAACGACACGAGGAGCAUGGAGGAGAGUGCUUGAAGGAGCCUAUUGAGGAGCGGAUGUGAGGGAGGACAGUAAAAAAGCUCAGAGAUCAGUUGAAGGCUUGAUAUAAAGGCUGACUGGGACAAGCUGACGCUCAGACUGGUAGAGCUCUGCUCAUCUUAAAGCACACUUCCUUCAGCAACUGACAAAGGCUGACACAGCACGACGAAGAAGAAUGAGCAUGCGCGGAGCAGUGGCUGGUUGUGUGGUGCUGGUGUGCCUGGUGGCGCUGCUGGCAGAGAGGACAGAAGGACACAUCACCUUCUUCAGCCCAAAGGAGAUGAUGCUAAUGAAGGAGCGGGAAGGUAGAAAGGACAUGGAGCCCCGAUCGGAGGAUGGUCAGUUUGAAGAGGUUACAGUCCAACAGAUUCCUCAGGCGGAGCGUGGUGGAAAUCCUGAUAAAACAGUGGAGAUUGCCAUUCGCCUUUCACCCAAACAGCUGGAUCAUGUGGCUCCAGUGCUUGAAGAGAUCAUCCAUGAUAUAGUGGAGGAACGCCAGAAAGCCAAAUAGUGAGGCCGACGCCAGGAGUGGAUGAACGCUGUACAAAUUCUUCAAAAAGCACUGAAUUCUAAAAUGUUUUAUUGUGUUUGAAUGAAUCAAGUCAAUAAAGGGAAGUAACUGUGUCACUUA